UAUUGGACAUAGUAGCCGAUCCAUUGCCGCAAUUUUACUACAAAACAGUGAACUUGAAUUCAGUUAUACGUUGCAGCCGAAGUGAAGUGGUUGUUUGCAAAAGUGAAAUCUUUGCUAGUUUAGAAGCGAUUAGACUAAAUUGCAGCCAUUGAAUCUGAUUGAUAGAAAAUGCAGGUUUCCUGUAUUGUUUUGCUAUUUUUGCUUUCCGUUGCCAUGUUCGGGGUGAAAGAAACGGUUUCAAUAGAAGAGGAAGAAACCGAAGUGGAAUUUCGAACAGGAUCACCACAAAGAGCACCACAAGAUAAACGAUUUAUUAUCGAACCAGAGGGUCAUUUGCUUAUGAGAGAUCAUGAAGUUGAACAUGGGAAAAACCACGUCAACGAUAUGGAAACCGCAGAAACUCAUCAUCAUCGGCGUCGCAUGCGAAUCAGUAGAAGAUUCGGUUUCCCACCCAUCGGUGGUUUUGCCUCAUUCGGUGGUGGUGGUGGUGGUGGUUUUCCAUUCUUCAAUCCAUUGCUUGGAAUUUUGGGUCUUUUUGGCUGAAGUGCUAGAUCUGCAGUGAAGGCUAUGUGGGGACACAGCACGAGUGACAAGCAACAAAAUUGUAAAUGUUAGUGACAAAACAUAGUUAAAAGUUUGUAGUUUCGCAUAAAAAUCUA
Molecule: messenger RNA, 659 nt
Organism: Sitodiplosis mosellana (orange wheat blossom midge)
Lineage: Eukaryota; Metazoa; Arthropoda; Insecta; Diptera; Cecidomyiidae
Exons: 4
Coding region: 169-543 (124 amino acids)
Source: RefSeq, a predicted model, not a curated record